Talaromyces proteolyticus is the source of this 1561-nucleotide messenger RNA. Its product is annotated as C-4 methylsterol oxidase. Gene Ontology annotation, molecular function: C-4 methylsterol oxidase activity; iron ion binding. Gene Ontology annotation, biological process: sterol biosynthetic process. The transcript has a single exon. The record is from RefSeq and is a predicted model, not a curated record. The coding region runs from base 121 to 1104 and encodes 327 amino acids. NCBI's taxonomy places the organism in Eukaryota, Fungi, Ascomycota, Eurotiomycetes, Eurotiales, Trichocomaceae.
CUUAGUUCUAGUGGGACCGUGCUAAACGUCAACUGGUAUAUCAAUUGACGUAUAUGCUAUAUAUAUAUAUAUAUAUAAUCUGCUAUCCACAUCUAUCAUACGGCACCCGCAACAUAGAAGAUGCAGCCUUCCAGGAAGCCAGUUCCCACGGACCUGGCUGGCCAGCCAAUCCCCCAGAGCAAGCGCUGGGCAUUCUCAACGGCCUCCACGGCGAACACGAAAUUGCGCUCUCUCUCUACCCAUGCUAUCCUCAUCGCCGGCUUUGUAGCGUUCAACGAGUCGGCCAGUGGCCGCAAAUUCUAUAGCACCAUCGACCAAAAGUACGGCGCCUACAAUGUCAACAUCUGGGGUACCUUUAUCGUGACUUCGGUCUUCUUCUGGGCAUGGGCUGCUGUCUUUGCCAUCCCAGACUUGACUGGCUGGCCCCACUGGUUGUUCAAAUACAAAACUCAGCCCUUUGUCCGCGUCGAUGGACGGUCCUACAUACGGAUUGCGGUCAUCUCCCUGCGAAACCAAAUCCUCGUGGCUCUCCCUUUGGUUUUUCUAUCAACAAUGACCGGUCCGCUCAAGCCAGUCCACCCGUCGGCUCUGCCAUCUGCCCCGGAGACUGUUGUGGUCGUAUUGUUCGACAUUCUCUGUACUGAAGUUGGCUUUUACUACAUCCACCGAGCCUUUCACUCCAAAUCUCUCUACCCAAAAUUCCACAAACAGCACCACGAGUUCACCGCCCCUGUCGGAGUCGCUUCAACCUACUGUACCAUGACCGAGCACAUCUUUUCCAAUCUCUUACCCAACGCCCUGGGUACCAUGCUCGUUCGGCAUCACUGGUCGCAAGCAGUUUUUACCUUUUUGUUGCUUGAGUUCUCGACGAUUUGCACCCAUUCGGGAUAUAAUAUUCCCUGGCUGCCAUCAAAUCUACAGCAUGAUUUCCAUCAUUUUGCCUUUGACGAAAACUUUGGCCCUACUGGCUUAUUGGACAGAUUUCACCAAACGAAUCACAAGUUUACCAAGGCAAUCGAAGAGGCAAAAGUGCGGGUUGGCGGAGAUGAAGAAAAAGCCCGAAUGCUUAUCUUGGAAAAACUUGCUCGGGAUAAUAUCAACUGACGACUAGUGCCCAGUCAAUUAACAGCGUUGGCCAGCUGCAUGGCUUCUACAUGUGUGCACUCUCAGCAUUGGAUUUACCAGUAAUCUCAAGACCGCAACUCUUUAUGCCAGGGUUCUCGUAGUGCGCACUAUAUAAAACUUCAGAUAUAUCAAUUGAUGGGUUCUUAUGGAAUGCAGGCAUCAAUUGACGCUAAUCCAUAUAAGACCUACGCCAGUCUCUCGCCAGUUGACAUUCCACGUUGCUUCAAAGAUAUCAACUAAUGUCCAAAACUCACGCCCUCAGCCUUUGAAAAUAGUAUUGCCAAUCAAUUUAAUUUCGAGCUUAUCAACCAUAACUUUGGAUGAUUCCAACAUAGGAUUACAAGUGUUACAUAUUACAUGGAGAAAGGAAUAUUGGAAACUUGACUGAUUGCUCUUUUUGUAGUAUCCCUUGACAUAACCAUGGCCAUUAUAAGAC